UGUACCGUUCAUAGUAACGAAAUACAGUCAUAGUAAAAACCGAAGUACGUUACACAAGAAAUCACAAUUGCGCCACGAUAAUACAUAAAACGCACUAUUUAUAGCAUAUUCAAAUAACUAUGUGCUUCUUACGUACAUAAAUAUACAAGUUAAAGAAAUUUGCCUUUAAAUAAAGUGUUGAAGUACGAAUGUAUGCGCCAAUUUAAUGAAAAAUAAAUGACAAAAUAUUGUUGGCAACACUGGCGAAACACAAUUUCUAUGAAAAUAGCGUCUGGUAACCAUAACAAAAGGAAAGCCAAAACAUUUUUACCAAAAAAAAAACAAUCUACUGUAAUCUGCCUGUAUAUUAUAAAACUGUGUAAUUGGAUUUAACCGUUUAGUUUAUAACUUAUUGCUGUUUAACUUAAAAUGGCCCAAAGACAUGCCGUACAAGCAGGCGGGUUGUUUGGAGCUUCCAAUACAGCUCCAUUGUCAGCUGGAACUAAAGAUCUCCUAAAAGUAAUGAUGGAGGAAUCAAAAUUAACCAACUUUCAACGUCGAGCUUUGUCAGAUUCUCUAAAAAAGGGAAAAGCUCUUCCUCUAAAAGUUGCUCCCACAUCCAGUGAGCGGGAAAUGAGGAUUGAGAGCUUUCCUCCUCCACAGAAAGCCUUUACAAUGAGAGGACAAGCCUCCUCUUCGAUGAGGACACGGGAUGAAAUUGAGGAGAGUGGAGCUUAUGACAGACCACAGUACGUUCCUAAACCAAUAAAAUCUCUGGAUAAAGAAAAGGAAAGAUUGUCAAACAUCAUGGCUUAUGGUGAAGAUGUGAAACCGAAGAGCCAGCUACAAAAACUUGCAGAGGAAAGACAAAAGAUGAAAGAAUUACCAAGAAUUGAUAGGUUUGAAGAAGUUGAGAAAGAAAUUGAGGAAAGAAAGAAGUUUCUGGAAGACAUGGAAAGUGCCGGACAAGGCAGUAAAUAUCGACCAAUCAUAGCUUCACAAAUCUCGUUGCUUAUCAGAGAAAUGGAAAUGAUCGACAAAGAACGAUCGAAAAAAUUAGAAAGCGCAAUUAUGAACUCUGAAUCAUAAGAAUAAACUGUUAACAAUUAGUUCUAUUCUAUGUAGAACGUUAUGUUAAAAAAGCUUGUGCUUUCCAAGGGUGUUACAGUGUACGUGGGUAGAUUAAAAAUACACUGGGCCCAUGUUACCAGUGUGUGCUUUCUAAUAUUUGGUAAAUUAGUUCAUACCCCUUGUGUUAACUGUAUUCUUUAUUCAACUUGUAUUUAUUAUUUAACUGUAAAAUACUGUGAAAGUUGUCCAUGGCUACUAUUUUAUCACCGAACUUCAUUAAAUUAUACCAUUAUCCUGCUUUGCAAGACAAUGACAGUAGUUGUAACACACAUGUUCGGUUUCAUGUAACUUGUAAUGCAACUGAUAAGUAAC
Ciona intestinalis (vase tunicate) is the source of this 1422-nucleotide messenger RNA. Its product is annotated as UPF0193 protein EVG1-like. The record is from RefSeq and is a predicted model, not a curated record. Lineage: Eukaryota; Metazoa; Chordata; Ascidiacea; Phlebobranchia; Cionidae.